Molecule: messenger RNA, 2142 nt
Organism: Bipolaris maydis ATCC 48331
Lineage: Eukaryota; Fungi; Ascomycota; Dothideomycetes; Pleosporales; Pleosporaceae
Source: RefSeq, a predicted model, not a curated record
AUGGCGUCGCGAUUCAACCCAGGCAAGCUCUUCAUCCGGACGCGCUUCAACUACGAAAAGCUCCCCGGCCAGGACAGCCAGGGCUCGUCGCCACUGCCCCUCUUCAGCACAAAGUCAUGGGGCAAGAAGUAUAGCCAGCCCGCCUGGGCCAGCCGCAUUCAGCGGCCCCGUCUGUCUUUUGCGCGUCUCAUUACCCUCGCCGUUACUGUGAUGCUCGUCUUUUCCAUGAUUGGCACCGGCGUCUACAGGAGACACCGCUGGCACGCUCAACCUCACAAGGGCGAUGAGCGCAAGCAAUAUCACUGGGAACACUAUCCUCGCCUUAAUGGCUUCUUCAACGGCGUUCGCACUCUCGUCCCCUUUGGCGACUGGGUGUCCGAGCAGGACUAUGUCAAGUACUCGCAAAGCCCAAAUCCCGAGGACAAUGUCAAGCCAAAGUGGCCGCACAUGUCCAAGGAAAACAAGGAGCCACCAAUGGACCCUGUGCCCUUUGACCCCUACAAGUUCGACUCGCCCCAGUACCUCAAGGACCACGACGAGGUCAAGACUUGCUACCUCGACGAGGAGGAAAAGGUCGACCUGCCCGACAUCUACGCCUACCCCGGUAUUCCCCAGAACAUGACUGCUCCUUUCUUCGGCUCCUACGAGGAAAUCGGUUUCGACGACAAGAAGUGCUUUGAUCGCUUCGGCCGCUUCGGUCCCUACGGCUACUCCUACUCUCGUGACGAGGGCGGUCUUGAAAUGGACGACAAGUCUGAGAAGGCUGGCGCCGACAAGAUCUGGAGCUGGGAGAAGAAGGUUGACUACCGCAAGGUCAACUGGGCCUCUGCCAUGAAGCGCUGCCGCGAAAAGAACGCCCACCGCUUCAAGAACAACAAGACGGACGAGUCUGCCCCCGCGAAGAAGAAGGUGCCUCGCCACGCCUAUGUUCUCCGCACCUGGACCGGCUACAAGUACAGCGACUACCAGAUCCUCACCCUGCGAGCCAUGAUCAACGAACUUGCCCUCAAGUCUGGAGGCGAGUACGAUGUUCACUUCCUGCUCCACGUCAAAGACGACAGCCUGCCAAUUUGGUCGUCUGAGGAGAUUUACCAAAAGGUCAUCGAGGACAACCUGCCCAAGGAAUUCUGGGGUAUGGCAACCCUGUGGUCCGAGCAGCAAAUGCGCAUGUACUACCCUGAGCCUUUUCCAAACAACGUCUACAACCACGCCAAGGCUCCUGUUCACUCUGUCUACCGAAGUGCCCACUUUGCCAUGCAGUGGUUCGCUCAAGCCCGCCCAGAAUACGACUUUUACUGGAACUGGGAAAUGGAUCUCCGCCUGAGUGGCCACUACUACGAAUUCCACAACAAGAUUGGCGAGUGGGCCAAGAAGCAGCCUCGCAAGGGUCUCUGGGAGCGCUCGUCUCGCUACUACAUUCCCGAGCUUCACGGAUCGUGGAAGAACUUCACCGAGAUGGUCGAAGAGGAGCUCUACAACAGCGACGAGAAGCCAGUUUGGGGUCCUCCCAAGUUCCCCAACACUGGUAUGCUCCCCAGCCCUCCAGAGGUCGAGCCACCCCACUCCUAUCUCCAGGACAACUACGAAUGGGGUGUUGGUGAGGAGGCCGACAUCAUUACCUUCAACCCCAUCUUCGACCCGGCAAAGACCAACUGGGUGUUCCGCGACGACGUUACCGGCUACGAUCUCGAGCUUCCAGAACCCCCGCGACGCUGCGCCAUCAUCACCGUCUCGCGUCUGUCGAAGCGCCUCUUGGACCUCAUGCACCGCGAAACAUACCUGAUGAAGCACCACAUGUUCCCCGAAAUGUGGCCACCGACCGUUGCCUUCCACCACGGACUCAAGGCCGUCUAUGCCGCACACCCCGUCUACUUUGACCACAACUGGCCUCUUGAGAUUCUCGAGGGAACCUUCAACCGACCCCCGAAGCCCACUGACAGCGUCUUUGGCUGGGGUGAGCACAACCAACUGGGCAACAGCUUCUACUACAACGCUGCCUUCUCGUCCGAGUGGUGGCGAAGGUGGCUUGGCUCGCGCGAAAACGACAAGGGCGGUGCGGCCGAGGAAGAGGCUGGCACAGGUCGGUUGUGCAUGCGCAACACACUCUUCCACCCCGUCAAAUACGAAAAGGGGUCUGAGUGA